CUCAGCUUCAGUCAAUCUGCAUUCCGUAUCAAAAUAAUCGUCUUUUUUGACCUUUUUGAAGUCUUUCAGUGCCCACCAGACCAAGUCUUGGCGGCCCCUCUCUUGAGUUUUGCAGGCUUUUUACUCUGCCAUUUCCAUUCGACCACGGCAAGUGGUGUUGUUGCACCUUCCCACCCCGCCAUCCUCACUGCCGUGUUGAUUUUCACUCGGUUUUUUGACUCAUUUUUCCCUCCUCCACCACAACCACCACCACCACUCCUCGCCUCGCCUCGCCUCUCUCAUCACAGAUCCAUCCCAUCCAUCUCGUCACGUCCACCCAAUCAAUCACUCAAUUUGAUCCAUUGCCAUUUUGAGCAUACCUUCACCACGCCAUACUCAACUUCCUCAGCGCAGUCGUGAAAUCCUAAUUGGACUUGCUUGUUGUCAUCACUGGCACACAACUCAACACAGUCAUUAAUCACAUCAACACUUGACUCAUCGCGCCUGCCUUCUUCUUCCCUACUCAGUCCUUGGUCACGUGCCAGAGUAUGCUUCUUCCACCUUCAACUUCUCUAUCAAUCCCUGGUUGUCCUCCAUAGCACGAGCGCAUUACUAUCUAGACCACACCUCCAUGCCGCCAAAGGUCGCCCCUCCCAGGCCUCGCCCGGGCAUCCAAAGACGUGUCCCGCGCGGCCGCAUCGAUGGCAGUCCAGCCCCAGGUCUCCGCCGCUCAGUGACCCCUGUCCGAGCUGUCACUCCAUCUGCUGCUGAGCAACAUGGCAAGAAAGCCCUCAGAUGCAAUAAUCCCCUUUGCACGAAUCCAAACAUUAUCGAGACCGAACACGGCUUGGUUUGUACCGGAUGCGGUGCCCUCGUUGUUUCCGACUCCAAUCUCGUCAGCGAACAAGGUUUUGGCGAAACAGAGUCAGGCCGUAUCACUGCUCUAGGUGUACAUGUCGGUGAAUCGCAAACACAUCAAAGAACCUAUGCACCAGGAGGUGCCUUGGGAACCGCCGGUCGAGAACCCACUGUCAAUCGUGAACGAUCUGAAGCUCAUGCCCAGAAUAUCAUGCGAUCAUAUCAACCCCUUCUUGGUGUCCGGGAGUCCGAGGUCUUAUCAGGCAUGCAGAUCUUCAAACUGGCCUGGGGCAACUCGUUCGUCCAGGGCCGCACAAUCGACAGUGUCGCGGUCGUCUGCCUUUACCUGGCCUGUCGAAGAAAGCGAAUUCAAACUGAAGGCAAAAUUCGUCCCGCCUAUGAUCUCAUGUUGAUCGACUUCGCCGAAAGACUCAAUAUUGACGUCUUUGCCCUUGGAAGAAUGUACUCCGACCUGGUUCGCAAGCUCUACCUCCAACCUGACGGCAGCCUCAACACCGAGGCCAGUGGCGUUCUCACUGCCUUGACCCCAGAAGAUCUCGUUAGUCGUUUUGUCGACGCUCUUGAAUUCGACAAGAAUGACAACAACAAGAUCAAGCAAGAUGCUGUCCGCAUUGUCAAACGUAUGAACAGAGAUUGGAUGGACAUUGGUCGAAGACCUUCAGGCGUCUGCGGUGCUGCCGUCAUCCUUGCUGCUCGCAUGAACAACUAUCGCCGAACCAUUAGAGAGGUGGUGCUCACUGCAAAAGUCGCAGAGAUCACUAUCAACAAGCGCCUUGAAGAGUUCUCAGACACCGCCAGCAGCAAGCUCUCCAUCGACGAGUUUCGUCAGGAUGAGUUUCUCAAUGGCAUGAUCGCCGCCGAUCCACCUUCUUGGUCACGAACUCAUAAUCCACAGGUCAAGGCAAAGAAAAAGCGAGGUCGCCCUAGAAAAUACCCUCUACCCGAACCUCAAUUGGGUGGAGCGCACGACUCCGAUACACAAUCAUCGCAAGGUGAUGGUAAGACGAAUGCAACAGAGCCCCCAUCGAAGCGGCCUCGUUUAGAUGCUCAAGGCUUUGCCAUUCCCGCUAUCCCUAAGCGACAUGUUCCUGUAGAUACGCCUAUAGAUCCUGCACUGCUAGCAGCUUCGGGUGCUUCUGAAAAACAAACCUCUUCGCAACGAGUACAAGGUCGUCCACCUGGUGCGAAAAACUGGCGAGCUCCACCGGCAACUGCAGCUGAACUGGCGAUCGAAACUGAAAUCGAGAAUGACAUUGCAGAGGCUUUUAGAAGAAACCCUGACCUGGCACCUGAUCACCAAGACUAUGUUCCCCCCCAACCAGCGACAUCUGAGAUUUCUAGCACGGACGAGCAUGCAACAGAGACCCCAAUGGCCGAAGCGCAGUCGAUGACACUUGCAACACCUCCACAUACCAAAUCAGGCCCGCCGGGACCUGCUGUUGAUUCCAACAUUGGUAACACCGGCAUCAUCUCAUUGUCUCCAACUCUAAAACCUGAUGAAUUUGAUGACGACGAUGAUGUGUCCAAUUGCCUUCUCUCUCAAGCCGAGUCUGCGGUCAAGGAACGGGUCUGGGUGACUAUGAAUGCAGAUUGGCUUCGACAAGAUCAUACGAAGCGUAUUAGACGUGAACUGAGAGAGGCUGAAAUGCGUGCUCAAGGACUCGAUCCCGCGCUUGAGGCGCGCAGACUUGCGCAAAACAAGGGCAAGCGGAAAGACGGAACGAAAAAGCCCGGGAGAAGAGGCGAUGUCAGCUAUCUGGACGAGAAAGAAAAAGGAAAACAAGAGGAAGGUGAUGAAGGCACACGAUCCAGGAGUGCUUCUGAAGCCAUGCGAAAAAUGAUGGAAGCCCGGGGCACGUUUUCUAGGCGCGUCAACUACGACGCUCUCAAUGCCAUUUAUGGCUUUGGAGACAACGAGAGUGACUCCCAGGGUGGAGACCGAAGUCGAAGUGCAAGCGUCGCAGGAGAUGCUCAAGAGACGCGGGAGGGGAGUGUGGCUAAUUCUGUUGCCUCCGAAGCCGUCAACAUCUUCCGAGGCAAUCAAGCUAAGGACAGGAAUGGUAAGAGGAGUCGAGGCUCUGUGGCCCCAGAAAAGUCACAAAGAAACCUUGAAGGACGAGAAAGAAGUAUGUCUGAGGCAGCUUCAGUUCGCAGCCGCGAAGCCUCGGUCGAAAGCAGCCCCAGUCCAGGGCCCGUUCCAUUGCCGCAGAAGGCAGAAUCACAAUCCUCACCAGAACUGGACAAACAGCUCCCAACGCCGUCGCCCACACAAGCAGCACCUCGAGAACCAUCUAGAGCUGCUGUGGCCGAUAAUAUCAGAUCACCACCACUUCCAGAAGAAGAAGCUGUUCUACCAGAAGAGGAAGCUCUUGGAGCAAUCGAUGCGUCCCAUGAAAACACUCCACAAGCUGAGAGUAUCCAGGGUGACGAAGAUGAAGACGAAGACGAAGAGGGAGAUGAGGACGAUUACUACGAUGAUGACGAAGAUGCUGAGGAAGGCCCUCAGCAGGACGAGGAUCUCGAUGCGGCGUUUGAAGGUAGAUACCAUGGGAGGGAAUGGUAGGGCACAUGAAUAUUGAGCAUGACCCUGUAGAUCGGUGAAGCAAUCAUCAAUAAUGGUAGUUCUUGGUUUAUGACUGAGAAACGCGGGUUUAUUGGCAGGUCAUUUGGUUUUUGGGCUAUCCCUAAGCAUCCAUCUUACGAGAAGAUAGAGAGACCAGAUACCCAUUCUGCUUGUGCCAAGUGUACAGAGAUACCAGGUACACAGGAG
Messenger RNA from Exophiala mesophila, 3628 nucleotides. RefSeq lists its product as uncharacterized. The record is from RefSeq and is a predicted model, not a curated record. Gene Ontology annotation, biological process: DNA-templated transcription initiation; transcription by RNA polymerase III; transcription preinitiation complex assembly. NCBI's taxonomy places the organism in Eukaryota, Fungi, Ascomycota, Eurotiomycetes, Chaetothyriales, Herpotrichiellaceae. The transcript has a single exon. Gene Ontology annotation, cellular component: transcription factor TFIIIB complex; transcription preinitiation complex; nucleus. Gene Ontology annotation, molecular function: RNA polymerase III general transcription initiation factor activity; TBP-class protein binding; RNA polymerase III type 3 promoter sequence-specific DNA binding. The coding region runs from base 611 to 3421 and encodes 936 amino acids.